UUACAUGUCCAGCUGAGCUGUCUCUACACACACCCAUUUAAGGGUUGGCUGAAUUCAGUAUAUAAGCCAGCAGGUUGAUUGCAGAUUAACAGAUCAUUGAGUCUGAGAGUGAAAUAUGGAGAUCAGAACCAUCACAUUUCUUCUCUUCUCUCUGCUAUCCGUCAGGAGGGGACAAGGAUGGUAUACAACAAUUGAAUAUGACUCUGUUUCAUCACCUGCACUGCAAUGUGGUGGAAAUCUGACAGAUCUGAAAGGUGAGUUCACCAGCCCCAACUACCCAGGAAAUUAUCCAAAUUACGCAUUUUGUCAGUGGCUGAUUGUGGCCAACAGCGUGUACCUGAACUUCACUUAUCUAAGUUUGGAAAAUUCAGGCUCGUGCAGCUAUGACAGCGUGUCUGUGUAUGAUGGCCCAUCCACCUCAUACCGCCUGCUGGCAAAAAUGUGCGGGCAGCAGACUCGUUCCUUCAGCUCCACCGGCCCUUCCCUGACCGUGGUCUUCCGAAGCGAUGGCAGUGUCAACUACAGGGGAUUUCAUGCACAAUAUGAAGGUCGAGUACCACCAACAAGCUAUGGGUCCUGUAGGUACAACUGUGGUUACCACGUGGGGUCCUGCUCCUGCAGCAGCUCCUGCCGUUACUAUGGCAACUGCUGCCAUGACUACAACAUGUACUGUGGAACAACAACAAACAGUCCAGUAACACCAACUGGCUAUGGAACCUGUAGGUACAACUGUGGCUACCACGCAGGGUCCUGCUCCUGCAGCAGCUCCUGCCGUUACUAUGGCAACUGCUGCCAUGACUACAACACGUACUGUGGAACAACAACAGAAAGUCCACAUGAUUCAACAGCAAUUUAUCCCCAGUGCGGAGGAAAUCUCAAUGGAUCCGGGUCAUUCUCCAGCCCUUACUACCCCAGCUAUUACCAUAACAACGCCUACUGCGUGUGGCGCAUUUCAGCUCUGUCCGGGCAACGAGUGGUUUUGACAAUCACUGACGUACAGCUGGAGAACUGCUGCUCCUGUGACUACAUCGAGGUGUAUGACGGGUCCUCCCUCAGCUCCCGGCCCCUUGGGAAGGUCUGCCUCAACAGCACCACGGAGGACUUCCACUCCUCCUCCAGAUACCUGACGGUUCUCUUCCGGAGUGACAGUUCGGUGGUCAGCAGGGGCUUCAGAGCAGACUACACCAGCUCUCUCCCCGACAGCGCAGGUCGGGUGGACUGCUCCUCAGACAACAUGACCAUAGUCAUCCAGACAUCCUAUCUCAACUCCGUGGGAUACAGUGGUUAUGAUCUGUACCUGAACGACCAGUACUGCCGUCCAAGUGUGUCAUCCUACCAGGUGGUUUUCAGCUUUGCGCUGAACACCUGUGGGACCAGGCGAGAGUUCAACAACGGGAGGAUCGUGUACACCAACGGCGUGCGGGCGUACAAGUCUCGGUCGGGCGAGAUCACCCGCCAGUCUAACUUCAAGCUACAGGUGCUGUGCAGAAUGGAGCAGGACGCCACCGCGCAGAUCAUGUACGUGGCGCGCGAGCGCGUAGAGGGCAACAUCACAGGCAGCGGCAGGUUCAACGUCACCAUGGCCUUCUACACCUCUGGGAGCUUCCAGUACCCCGUGUACGACUCUCCCUACGUCGUCAGCCCCAGCCAGUACCUGUACGUGCAGGUCAGGCCCAGGAGGACGGACAGCAGCCUGGUCCUGUUCCUGGACACCUGCGUGGCCUCGCCUUCCCCUUACGACUUCCACACCAGGACCUACGACCUGGUCCGCAACGGCUGCAAGAGGGACAGCAGCUAUUACGAGUAUUCCAGCGGCAGCCGGGAGGUGGCGCAGUUCCGCUUCCAGGCCUUCGCGUUCCUGCGCAGCCACGCCGAGGUCUACCUGCAGUGCAAGGUCGCUAUAUGCAGGGCCAACGACUACAGCUCCCGCUGCUCCCAGGGCUGCCGCACGCGCAAGGCCAGGAGCCUCAGGUCUGCCGCCAACGGCGAGACCGCCACCAUCCUCCUGGGUCCCAUCCAGCUCAGAGAUCCUAAAAAGCCAGAGGAGGGCUUUCCUGAAGAAAGCGUGGUCCAGAUGGAGGUGUGAGUCACCUGGAUGCUCACCAAAAGUUGCAUCGCUCUCUCUCUCUCUCUCUUUCCAGAUUUAGCCUUCCCAUCCCAAUCAAAGUUACAUUAGGAAAAUUCUAAAAAGGGUCACUGACUUUUGCUUUGACUUGUUUAUCAUAAGCUUUCACUCAUGGAAAAAUAAAAGAACGUCUGUUGAAUCUUGCUGAAUAUAAAAUUAAAAGCAUUCACAAAUACUA
Messenger RNA from Anguilla rostrata (American eel), 2303 nucleotides. RefSeq names its product deleted in malignant brain tumors 1 protein-like. Bases 116 to 2086 code for a protein of 656 amino acids. Gene Ontology annotation, cellular component: cell surface. Lineage: Eukaryota; Metazoa; Chordata; Actinopteri; Anguilliformes; Anguillidae. The record is from RefSeq and is a predicted model, not a curated record. The transcript has 14 exons.